Messenger RNA from Puccinia triticina, 861 nucleotides. RefSeq lists its product as uncharacterized. The transcript has a single exon. NCBI's taxonomy places the organism in Eukaryota, Fungi, Basidiomycota, Pucciniomycetes, Pucciniales, Pucciniaceae. The coding region runs from base 1 to 861 and encodes 286 amino acids. The record is from RefSeq and is a predicted model, not a curated record.
AUGCACGUUCGUCAGCUUGCUACUAUCUUGAGCAUUUGCCUCUCAUGCAGACAAGCUAUUGCUCCUCCGGCAGUCUUUGACCCCAGCGAGUCGAUCAAGCCGAUCGUCACAUUGGCAAUGACGCCCCACGAUGUCUUGGGAACGAGUGGCCUUGCGCUUGACGCAACUCAACAAGCUGCCCUUCGAGAAAGCCCACACUUGUACACCCGCCAGCUUGGGGCAGCUUUCACAGAGGCCUUCAAUACACUUGGAUUUAUAACCAGUAACCCGAAGCACGACUUCACGUCUUCAAUUCUUGGAAGCCUCGAAGGUUAUUAUCAUACGAUUACCCAGGAGCUCCCAGAAGAAUUAAGGCAGAAACAAUUGAAACUCUUCCGAAAUUCCUUUUACUCUCGGCUUCACGACCUCGCGACCGAGCUGGGUUCGGCAGAAUGGACAACGCGUGCGCAGGGAGCGCAGCAGAACUUGGAAAAGAGAUUGAAAAUAGUUGCGCUAGACUUCGAAAUGAAACAUAUAGCCCCAGCUGCCGAUAAGGAAAUACUCGAUGUCAUUGAAAAAAUGGGCCAGAAGAUCAAACAAGACCCAAGGCACCGCGAAGUGUUGACGCAACUAAAGGAAAUGAAGGACCACAUGCAAACUCAUUUACCUCAUACGGUUGUCUUCGAGGACGUGCAAUAUCUAAAAAAGGAACAGGUUGAAUCUGCGUUGAAGGAAAUCAUUCAGAGCUACCCUCGCUCUGUCAACUCACAUGCUGCACUUAAACCAGCCGAUCAGAAGAUUUCCCCGGCCGUAACUCAUGCCACCAGCGCUCGCCCGGCUGGUCUUCCGCCCAGUCCACCCAUGGUUACGGCUGCCGCCUAA